GACAGAGGAGGAGAGGCGGGCGAUGGGGGAGGACCUGUACCGGUUAUCCUCCAGGCAUCGUUAAGGAGAAGAGAGCGGGAGGGGGUGAAAAAGAAGAAGGCGUCCCCGGCCCCCGCCCCUCUCCGCCGUACCGAGGAGGGAGGGCAGACCACGAUGCCCGACUGUCGGGCGCUACCCGCUCGCCCGCAUGGAGACCGCCGCCCGUAGCGGGGCUGCCGCGCCGCACCGCCGGUGAACACUAAAACGUAUUGGAGAUUGUUCUAAACUGAACCAAACACAGCCUCAGCCUUCGGUAUAUGUGAUAAGACAUCCAGAACAAUAAAGGUUUGAAUAGUGCCUCCCCAAGAAGUGUGAUGAGAAAUGGCUUUAGGAAACAAUACCCAGAGAAGUUAUUCUAUCAUUCCCUGCUUCAUCUUUGUUGAGCUUGUCAUCAUGGCUGGGACUGUUCUGCUUGCCUACUACUUUGAGUGCACCGAUACUUUCCAGGUGCAUAUCCAAGGUUUCUUCUGUCAGGAUGGCAAUUUGAUGAAACCAUACCCUGGAACGGAGGAUGAGAGCUUCAUUUCACCUCUUGUGCUCUACUGUGUGCUGGCUUCAACUCCGACAGCAAUUAUUUUUAUUGGUGAGAUAUCCAUGUACUUCAUAAAGUCAACCCGAGAAACCCUAAUUAUUCAAGAGAAAACUAUUUUGACUGGAGAGUGCUGUUACUUGAACCCACUGCUUCGAAGAAUAAUACGUUUUAUAGGAGUGUUUGCAUUUGGACUUUUUGCCACUGACAUAUUUGUAAAUGCUGGCCAAGUUGUGACUGGGAACUUGGCUCCCUACUUUUUGACUGUAUGUAAACCCAACUACACUGGAAACGACUGUCGGGCUCACCACCAGUUCAUAAACAACGGCAACAUCUGCACUGGGGAUGUGGAGGUGAUUGAAAAGGCAAGGCGAUCCUUUCCAUCCAAACAUGCUGCCUUGAGCAUCUACUCAGCAUUAUAUGCCACGAUGUACAUCACAAGUACAAUUAAAACAAAGAGCAGCAGGCUAGCCAAACCUGUGCUUUGUCUGGGUACCCUGUGUGCCGCGUUCCUCACCGGGAUAAACCGAGUUUCUGAGUAUCGAAACCACUGCUCAGAUGUGAUUGCAGGCUUCAUCCUGGGGAGUGCUGUAGCUCUGUUUCUGGGGAUAUGUGUUGUCCAUAACUUCAAAGGCACUCAUGGAGCUCCUUCUAAACCGAAGCCUGAAGACCCACGAGGGAUGCCGCUAAUGGCUUUUCCAAGAGUGGAUAGUCCUCUGGAAACACUGAGUGCACAGAAUCACUCUGCCUCUAUGACUGAAGUAACCUGAGAUGGAAGAUUGGCAACCGAAGUUGUUUUUUAUUACCCUCCAGUACAAUAACUCCAAGACACACAGUUAAUAAAUGUCUAACUGUGAUGACCAGUAUUAUGUUAUGUCUAGUUAGAGGCUAAUGUUUUGUACUUUUUUUGUAUGAGGAAGUGAUGUAGCUUGCCCUGAUUUUUUGUCAGCUUUAAUAUUAUUAUGCCAGAAUUUAAAUGCAAAAUGGAAAAAGAACAAAAAAAAACCCUUUUUCUUGUUUAAAGUGUGCACUGAGGAACUACAUCUAUGGAAUUGUUGUUGUUGUUAUGUGAUAUUUGUAUGCCUUUUUUUUUUUCCAUUUUUUGAAUUUAUAUAUCUUGAGGGGGGGAAAUAAAAAUCACUUUUACCUUUCUUACCAUAAGAAGUGCUUCUACCACUGGGUCAGACUGAUCUGAGUAAGCUCAGCACAGACUUGAAGUAAUUGCAUAUAUUUAAUUCAGACUAAAUGGUGAUCAGAAAUCUAACUUGAAUGAUAUUAUCAACAAUAAACAUCUGUUCUUGAUUCAGUGAAACACUUAAGUAUUCCUUAAGCAUCUUACUGAAUCAAAACCUGAUUAUUCUGGUGUGGGUGACUGUGCUAGUUAUUGAAAAGUAACUAAGAGAAGGUACUCAGUCUGCAAUAUAGACAGACUGGACAUGAAAACUUAUAGUAGUAGCUGAUAGCAUGUGAGCUGACUAUAUCAUCUCCCUAGAUCUGUUCCUCCCCAAGGCCCAGCUAAAGCUCCCAGUGAAACCUGGCUUCAGGAAUUGACUAUGGGGAUAUACAGCCACCACUGUGGAGCUGAGGCUGCCCUUUAAGUGUUUCAUAACUUCAUCAUAGAUUUGUGGGGUAACUAGUAACAUUGGUGCAAAGGAAAAGUGACACCACUUCUCCAGUGGAAUGGCAUUACUUGCCAUUUAGAUUGGCAUAACUGAAAAGCCAAUUUUGUCCCAGGUGUAGUUUUCUCUGUGGGGCUUUGGCAAGUCAAAAGAAACCCCUAAAAACUUAGACGGUCUGUGGUAGCAGUCUGUAUUUUUGCAAAUUCUGCCAUACAGAAUUUAUAUCAAAACUGCUGUUGUACAGUUUAAGGAAUAAAGGGACAAUUACAUGCAGGUAGUGGGUGAGUACAAAAAAAUAGACCAUUUGCAAUGGCUAGGACUGGGCCAAAGGCUUCAUUAUGUGACUUUUUCACCGUUUCUAGGGUUUUUCUGCAUCUCAUUCUUCUAGCAUGGUGAUAACUGCUGUCUCUCCUUUAAAGAAUGGAGCCUCUGUCUGUACUUUUACUGGAAUGUUUACCUCACACUUCCAUGUUGGUUCUUCUUGGCUUAUUUUGUAUAUUUUUUUUCCAAAACAGAUACAAAAAAAAAAAAAUCAAAAAAACAAAA
Messenger RNA from Pogoniulus pusillus (Red-fronted tinkerbird), 2733 nucleotides. It is a transcript of the gene PLPPR1, whose product is annotated as phospholipid phosphatase related 1. The record is from RefSeq and is a predicted model, not a curated record. Bases 361 to 1338 code for a protein of 325 amino acids. Gene Ontology annotation, biological process: signal transduction; phospholipid dephosphorylation; phospholipid metabolic process. Gene Ontology annotation, cellular component: plasma membrane. Gene Ontology annotation, molecular function: phosphatidate phosphatase activity. NCBI's taxonomy places the organism in Eukaryota, Metazoa, Chordata, Aves, Piciformes, Lybiidae. The transcript is spliced from 9 exons.